This is a messenger RNA of Pelagomonas calceolata, 3893 nucleotides long. The record is from the annotation of a GenBank genome assembly. NCBI's taxonomy places the organism in Eukaryota, Pelagophyceae, Pelagomonadales, Pelagomonadaceae.
AGCGGCUCGACGCCCUCGCGGUCACUACGCGUCAAUUUGGCAGUGCUUACUCGCAUACGUGCCUCAACUUUACGCGAAGCAUCUCUCGACGAGAGCUUUGGCCCUCGCGACGCCUUGCGCAGCCGUGAAUCGACACAUCGCCGUACGAGCAGCGGCACCGCAUCGAUCGCAGCGAUGCCCGCGCGACGCCAGAAGUCGCCCUCCGGCGCGGCAAUGCGAGCGCUACUGGUCCUCGCCGCGUCGCGCGCCGACGACCGCGUCGACUGGAACCGGCGCCGCGUCGUGCGUGUCUUCGACUCCACUCAAAUGUCGCUGCGGGGCGGCGUCGCGAUGACGGAUCGACGGGGCCGGCCCUACCGCUGCGCGCUGAGCGCCGCCGACGCGCACCGCAAGCCGCAGUAUCGGGACGAGGAGCAGCGGCCCGCGGACAAGGCGCUGCGCGACUACGCGCGCUGGCGCGACGCCGCCGACGUUUGUGAUGUACUGGCGGCCUCCAAGGACGAGUUCUGGUCCUACGAGCUCUGCUUUGGAAGGUACGUGACGCAGUUCCGGCCGGCGAAACCGUCCGUGAGGGGCGGCAUGCUCGAGCCGGGCCGGGCCCACGCGUUGGGGAACUACACGAAGCCUGGUAGGCGGCUCGCGUCGCCCUCGGAGCUGCGGGGCGUCUUCGGCGACGACGCGCUCGAACGGGUCGUCGCCUUCCCGUCGGGGCUGAUGCACGACGCGCUGGUGGAGACCUAUGAGAGGGGCGAAGGCGGGCGACGGACGACGGUGUACGUCGGUUGCGGGCUGGCGUCGCGACCAUCGGACGAGGGCGGCCGCGGCGCCGAGGUCUGGAAGGAUACUCACGCCGUUCAGAGCAAACGCAAGCACACGCACGGCGCCGGCGACGCGCGCGACGCGCGGGACCCCGCCCGCGUCGCUUUGGUAAUAGAACCGACGCCGCGCAACUACCGCAUGUUCGUGGCGGCGCCGAUGGCCUGCGCGAAGCCGGAUUUGGUCGCGGCGAUCGCGGGGCGGGCGGCGCGACGAUUGAACGCGACCUGCCUCCAGAAGCGGCGGCACGACUGGACCUACGAGGUCUGCCCCCAUCAUUAUGUAAGGCGGUUCCGCGACGAUAGUAGCGUGGACCUUGGACAUUAUAAUGGUUAUGACAUGAGCGACGCGGGCGUCGUGGCCCAAUCCUAUGAUCAUGGCGCGUCAUGCCUCGGUGGCGUCUACAAGACCACGGUUGCCUACGAGUGCUCGCGCCACGAAGGCAAGCGCGAAAAGGUGGCGCUCGCGGCGGUCUUCGAGACGUCGGCCUGCGAGUUUGAAGCUGUAGUACAUAUUGCGGCGCUGUGCGACCCGCCGUCCCAUGAUUAUGUCGGAGACGACACUUUGGAUCAUUUGGACUGCGUCGCUGAUUUUGACGAGGAUAAUGUGCCCGAGUACCCGGGCUGCCUCGGGAAGCCCGGGGCCUGGGUCGACGGCGGCUGCGGGAUCGGGCUGAAGGCCGUCCUGAAGGCGGCGGCGAACAACAAGUUCACGCGGAGUUCGGUGCGGGAAGAUAUGUAUAUCAAGGCCUUCGAGGGCCUCGACGUGGCGGACAUUCCACAUCUGUCAAAAGAGGACUGGGACGAGCUGGGAUUGAAGGCGGAAGACCGGGCCUUCAUCACGCAAAUACAUAAAGAUCUGCACCCGGAAUACUGGUUUGUUGAGACGACUGAAGGUAGGGAGUGGACGGGCGACUACCUGGGGGAGGGCGAGCUCACCUUCAUGGAGGCGCGCCACCUGCGCAAUAUCCACGACGGCAUGGAGGAGCGUCUUGGAAAAAGAGGCUAUAAGCCCGGCGAGCGGGCGCCGCGCGACGUUGUGGAAGAGGCGUUCCGCGACCUUGGUUUGAGCGAAUCCUACCUCGCGCCGGUGCUCAACGAGUACGGCGACUUCGAGCUCACGGCGGCGGAGCGCGACGCCGUGCGCCGCGCCUUCGAUCCCAAGGCGACGCAGCGGAAGAUCCGCCGGUUGGCCGAGGAAAUCCUGGGCGCGCCCGAGGGCUGGCUCGACCCGCGGAAGAAGGCCGUCAAGGAGAUCGUCGAGGAGGAGAUGACGAAUCGGGCCGUCCACAAAGGCAUGGAGGAAAAUCUGCGCAGGCGCGGGUACGGCGAGAAGGCCCCCCGCAACGUCGUGGAAUAUGCGGCCCGCGACCUGGCCAAAGAGAUGUAUCUGCCUGAAUCCACGCUCGAGGACCUCUUGAAACAGUACGCCUACGCCGACGACGACCCCGCGGCGUUCCGCGUCGGCGACGACGUCGCCGUCGCCGGGACGGCCGAGCCGGGCACGAUCACCGCGGCCCACGCCGACGGCACCUUCGACGUCAAGAUCGACCGCGACACGAAACGGAACGUGCCGCUUAGCGCCCUCGAAGCUCCGGCUUUCCGCCGACGCCGCGACGCUGGUGACGUUGGCGGCGACGCUGGCGACGCUGGCGAUGGCGGCGACGCUGGCGACGCUGGCGACGCCGAUGUGACGGACAUGCUCCGCGAAAUGCUCGGUCCCAGCCUCGAAACUUUUGGCGGCGGCGACGACGCCCUGGGACACCUCUUGCGGGAGAUGGGGACGAGUCUGGACGAGCUCAAAGCGGACGUCGAGAAGAUGCGCGCCGCGAGAGAAGGCGACGGGCCCCCGGUCGACGAGCCCGGGCCGGACGACGACUAUGAUGACGAGCAGUUCGAACUCUACGACGACGGUGACGACGAGUAUGACUAUGAUGGCGACUACGACGAGAGCAACGACGAGCGCCUCGUGCGCGAGGCGCGCGAGGGCCUCGAGGAGCGCCUGCGCGCUCGCGGCUUCAAGGGGAAGGCUCCGCGCGCCGUCGUGCAGGAGGCCUUCGCCACGUUUGUCCGCGACUUCAUAAGAAGCAACCGAGACUUAGAUCAAGAGGUCUUCGACGAGAUCUUCCAAGACAUCUUCGCGGGCAUCGCUAACGAGUAUAUCAUGGAAGAUGCCGGCGCGGAGACGUUCGACGGCUUCGGCAGCGACGAGCACCUCGCCGCGCAGACAGCGCGCAUGAAGGCGGAACUGCGGAAAGGCAUCGCGCGGCGGCUGAAAGCGAAGGGCAUCGAGCAGCCUACCAUGAAAAUCGUGGAGGAGGAGUACCGUACUCAUUUGAGGGGGUUUCUGGGCACCCAGCCGUUCUUCGAGGGGGCCGACAUGGAGGAUGUGUUCGAGGAGAUGUUCAAGCACCUCAAGCGCGUCGGCGUCUACGAGGAUGUUAUGGGCGAGUUCAGCGGCGACGGCGCGCGACGCGACGCCGCCGCCGCCGCCGCCGCCGACGACCUUGAGAAGGAUAUCAUGGCGGCGGCGGAGCUGGUUCGCCAGGCGAUGGGCGAAGCGGCGAUGGACGGCGGCGGCCUGAUGCCCAGCCAGAUCCUCGAGAUGAUCCGUGAUGGCCUCGCGACCGUCGACGGAGCCGACGCCGAGGUCAUCAACAAGGCCCUCCGCCGCGCCGGAUUUGAUGACGCCUUCGCGGCGCAGCUCACGGCGGACCUCGUGCCGGACAAGCCGAACACCCCGCGCCGGACUCGCGCCGCCGCCGCCGCUGAAGAAGAAGACGACCCGGAGCUCAUGGCGGCGGCGAUGCGCGAGGCGCUCGAGGAGAUGGCCGGUGAGCAGGACGGGACGUCCGCGGAGAUGCUCCAGCUGAUCCGCGAGAACCUCGAGGAGGCCCUCACCGGAGAGUACGCCGAGGAAUUAAGGCAGGCCCUCCGCAAGGCCGGCGUCGAGGACGCCCUGGGCGUCUUCGAGGACUUUGUUGAAGAGAACCUCGGCGACCUCCUCGACGACGACGACGAGUCCGAGGGACUGUAGUAUUAUUCUUGUAAUGUUUUACACCAGUGACAUUCGGCGCG